UCCAUCACUCCAAUAGGUCUUCCUUUUCCCUGUAUGAUCAAUAUAACUCCACUUCUUCCUUAUUAAACCAAAACACACCUUCCUAUCCGCUUUUGCUCUGCAUUUUGCAUUCCCCUUCCUUCAUUUCCUCCGAUUUCCAAAGAAGAAACCAUGGCUGAGAUUGCAACCAUUUUUGUCUCUCCCUUCCUUCAAGUGUUUUUUGAAAAAAUGGCAUCUGGUGACUUCGUUGACUUCUUUCGGCAACGAAAACUCUCCGAUGGACUCCUAAAGAAGUUGAACACAACAUUCCUGACUCUCAAUGCAGUGUUUGAAGACGCGGAGGAGUUACAAGUUACGAAGCCUGUUGUGAAAGAGUGGCUUGAUGAGCUAAAAGAUGCAAUCUAUGAUGCAGAGGAAGUCUUGGAUGAGGUUGCUACUGAAGCCUUGCGAAGCGAGUUGGAUGCUGAAUUUCAAACCACUGCAAGCAAGGUACGAAAGUCCAUCUCUGCUUUUCAUAGUUCUUUUGCCAAAGAGAUAGAGACAAAGAUAAAAGAGGUUCUUGAAAGACUAGAAACCCUGGCAAAACAAAAGGAUGUUAUUGGCCUAAGAGAAGGCGUUGGAGGGAAAUCAUUUGAAAGAUUGCCCACGACUUCUUUAGUUGAAGAAUAUGAAAUUUGUGGUAGGAAUAGUGAAAAGGAGGAAAUAAUUAACCUGUUGCUCUCAAAUGAUGCAACCAGCAAUGAGAUGGGUGUUAUUGCCAUAUUCGGCAUGGGGGGGAUUGGCAAGACCACCCUUGCUCAACUUGUAUACAAUAACGACAGGGUGAAGCAGCAGUUUGACCUUGAAGCAUGGGUUUGUGUUUCCGAAGAAUUUGACGUGUUUAAGGUAACGAAAACAAUUCUGGAGGCAAUAACUUUGUCACCUUGUUAUGUCACGGAUCUAAAUCAGCUUCAACUUAAACUAAAGGAGUGUUUAAUGGGAAAGAAGUUUCUACUUGUUUUAGAUGAUGUUUGGAAUGAGAAUUAUGAUAAAUGGGAGACACUUUGCAAACCCUUCAAAUCUGGGACACAAGUAAGUAAGGUCCUUGUAACAACACGUAAUUAUAGUGUUGCAUCAGUCAUGCGUGCUAGUGCAAUGUCUCAUCAUCUGAAGGAGUUACCUGAAGAGGAUUGUUGGUCACUAUUUGCAAAACAUGCAUUCCAUGAUGGCAACUCUAAUGCACAUGGAGAGUUAGAAGUAAUAGGCAGAAAAAUCAUGACAAAGUGCAAAGGCGUUCCAUUAGCAGUCAAGGCAAUUGGUGGUGUCUUAAGAUCUAAACUAGAUGUGGAUGAUUGGGAUAAGAUAUUGGAGAGUGAAUUGUGGGAUUUGCCAAUUGAUGAGAUGGGCAUUCUUCCAGCUCUAAGAUUAAGCUACAAAUAUCUCUCUUCACAUCUAAAGCGAUGCUUUGCUUAUUGUUCAUUAUUCCCAAAGGAUUAUGCUUUCGAAAAAGAUCAAUUAAUCUUGUUAUGGAUGGCGGAAGGGUUUCUACAGCAAUCCAAAAACAAAACAAUGGAAGAAGUUGGGAAUGAGUAUUUCCUCACUCUAGAAUCAGGAUCUUUAAUCCAAAAAUCAAGUGGCGACAAGUCAUUUUUUGUAAUGCAUGAUCUUGUGAGCGAUUUAGCAAAAUCUAUAUCUGGGCAAUUUAUUUUAAGGUUAGAGGGUGAUUGUUCUCACGAGAUUGUAAACAAUACUCGCCACUUGUCCCAUUUUUCCAAAAAAAUGUUUCUGAGCUUGAAGAAGUUUGAGACCAUUCACAAGGCUAAGAGGUUGCGCACUUUCCUAUGUCUAAACAAUUUCCCCUACUACCACUUGAAUGGAAAAGUACUACAUAAUUUAUUGCCAACACUAAGAUGCUUACGAGUGCUUUCUGUGUCGAAGUAUCGAAACUUUACUGAAUUACCAGAUUCAAUUGGCAAAAUUAAAUAUCUACGUUACUUGGACCUUUCUUUCACUGAAGUUCAAAGACUGCCCGAUUCUAUAUGUCAGUUGUGCAAUUUGCAAACAUUGAUUUUGUUAAGGUGUGUGCAGCUUGCUGCAUUGCCAAGAGAGAUGUAUAAACUCAUUAAUUUACGGCAUCUUGAUAUUUCUGGAACCAGGAUAACAGAGAUGCCAGAACAACUCGGUAGAUUAAAAAAUCUCCAAACAUUGACUAAAUUUAUCACCGGCAAACAUAGUGGGUCUUGCAUUAGGGAGUUAGGAAAACUUACAAAUAUUCGGGGAUCACUUUCUAUAUUGGAGAUCCAAAAUGUUGAAUCUCCUACGGAUGCUCUAGAGGCAAGCUUGAGGGAUAAAAAGUACCUCAAAGACUUAGUAUUGGAAUGGAAUGUUGAUACUAACUUUUCAGAAAGCGAGAGAAUUGUGGUACUCGAUAGUCUCCGACCCCAUACAUACCUGAAAAGUCUCACUAUUGAACACUAUGGUGGUAAAAGCUUUUCGGAUUGGGUAGGACAUCCUUCAUUCUUUAAUAUAGCAUCUCUUGUUCUACGUAAUUGUAAAUAUUGCAGCAACUUGCCAACCCUUGGACAGCUACCUUCUCUACAUAAUCUCUCUAUAGUUGGGUUUGAUGAAGUUGUUACAGUGGGCCAUGAGUUUUGUGGCAAAAGUUCUUCUGUCAAGUCAUUUAGAUCCCUAAAAGUUCUACAUGUCGAGGAGAUGGUGAAUUGGGAGAAAUGGAUUUCUUUUGGUGCCGAAAAUGGAGGUGGGGUUUUUCCUCUACUUGAAGAGCUUUAUAUUAGGUACUGCCCUAAGCUAACAGGAGGAUUGCCAGUCCAUCUUCCUUCUUUAGCAAUACUUGAGAUUGAGAAUAGUCCACAGUUGGUGGCUCCACUCCCGAGGGCUCCUACUAUUCGUAAGUUGGAGCUAAGCUAUUGUAAUGAGAUGUUGUUAAAGGAAUUGCCAACUGGAAUGCAUAAGCUCAAAAUUGGAGGAUUUAAUGCAUUAGAGUCCCUUCCCGAGGUAAUGAUAGACUCCAAUGGCAAUCUUCAAGAGUUAAUAAUUCACAACUGCCCUUCACUUAUGUCCCUUCCAAAGGAUGGUCUUCCCUCUACAUUAAAAACCCUCCAGAUCAGUGGUUGUUCUUCACUUGUUUCCUUUCCCGAAGGAAUGAUAGACUCCAACAGCGGCAUUCAAAGGUUAGUGAUCUACAAUUGUUCCUCACUUGUGUCCCUUCCUAAGAAUGGUCUUCCCUCAACGUUAAAAACCCUUGAAAUUAGAUUAUGUGUGAAGUUAGUGCUCCUGACACACUUGGAGUGUUCAUUCCUUCAAAAAUUGGAGUUGGUCAACUGUGAUUCUCUCAAGUCAUUUCCAUUAGAUUUAUUCCCAAAGCUUUUUGAAAUCCCAUUCUCGUUUUGUAACAAUCUGGAAGCUCUUACAGUUCCAGAACAUUAUGAACACGAUUUAGUCACCUUGCAAAUAGAUAUAAUUGGUUGCCAUAAUUUUGUAUCUUUUCCGAAAGAGGGAUUGCGUGCCCCUAGCCUUACAUUGCUUUUCAUGAAUCGUUGUGGGAGUCUAAGAUCACUGCCUAACAAGAUGCACGUACUCCUCCCUUCUCUUCAGAAUUUGACUGUAACUGACUGUCCAGAAGUUGAGUCGCUUCCUGAAGGGGGCUUGCCAUCCAAUAUGAAAAGUAUUGUCAUUUUGCAAUGUGACAAACUUGUUGCUAGUCGGAUGGGGUGGGAUUUGCAGAACCUCCCAUUUCUUACAAGUUUGACAAUCACUGGCAUACCUGGUGUGGAGUCCUUCCCAGAGGCACAGUUGCUGCCCACCAAUCUGACCUUUCUUUCCAUUUCUAACUUUCUGGAUUUGAAAUCUUUGGACAAGGGGCUUCAACUCCUCAAUGCACUUGAAAACCUAGGGAUAGCUGACUGCCCUAAGCUCAAGUACAUGCCAGAACAGGGGCUGCCUCCCUCCCUUUCUUUUCUACAAAUCCGCAGUUGUCCUUUAUUGAAGAAAGAGUGGCGAGCUAAAAAGGGAAAAGAAUGGCGCAAGAUUGCUCACAUAGAAGAAAAAUGGAUUGAUGCUGAAUUGAUUGAAUAAGCUAAAAGUCUAGCAAGAGUCCACAAGUAUCGUCAUUCAAAACAAGUACAUCUGAUUUGAUGUAAGCAGUCGAUCCUCUUGCCCAAUGGAGGGAAGGAGUUGGGAUAAUGGGUCGUGGUCAUUGCUAUCGCCAUCCAAGCUUUUGCCGGUGCCUGAAUUUGCUUGGAAGAAAGGUUAAUUGGAAGAAAUACAGUCUGACAGUUGAUUCAGAUGUUCAGCUAUUUUGGGAUGAAUAGGUACUUGUGAAAGUGUUGUGCCAAAUCAACAUCAUGGGCAUUUCGGUUUCUUUUUCUUUUGUUGGAAGUGUACGUGUAGGUUCUGAAUAACCAUUCAGCACCUCAACUCCUAAAAGAUGCUAAGAUGAAAAGGGCCACUUUUUGGACAAAUUAAUUUUAGGAGGAUCGACCCUCUACUAAGGUUCAUGCUGCCCCAGGCGGUGGAUCUUCUUUGGGUUACCUCUUUGGUGGUGGGCCUGGUGGUAGUGGUAACUGAGAUAUGCCAUCCUAUGGACCGUACCAGAUGGAAUUAAUGUUUGUUGAUUUUUGUGGAACCUGUGCUUCAGAUGAGGCAAUGGAAACUUGCUGGAUUAUGUGAUGUAAUAUAUUGGUUUUGUGGUUGUUGUUUCGAAAAGGUUGUCUAAUAUCCACCCAGCACUAAACCAAUGGCAAGCUAGUACUGGUUCUGAUACCUUCAAUUACCAAACUGUUGAGAUGUGAAACUGAAGCUGGAUUUAGAUGGUGACAACAUCUGUUGACUAUGUGGUGCUGAUGUUCUGAGAGCUCCGAAAUGGUAUGUGUCAUUCGGUCAUUUUGGAAGAGUGGCAGUAACUUCAUGUUAGAGAAACACAUAGAGAGAGGCAGCAACUAAAAUGAGUAAAGGGGAGAGCAACUUUAGUUGAAGAGAAGAAGAAAGAGUGCAUCCCACUUUGGAGACUCUCAUUAUUUGUGUUGGCCACACGGUGGCUUAGAGAAUUUAGAAUGUUUUCUGUUUUGUAUAAUUCUUUUUUUGAGUGUGAGUUAGAGUGAGAUUUGGGUGUAUUAAUACUUUUAGGUUUGAGUGGUUUUCUCUGUAUUACUUUUUGUACUCUAUUCUUUUGAUAGUGAAUUUGUUC
Messenger RNA from Alnus glutinosa, 5164 nucleotides. Its product is annotated as putative disease resistance RPP13-like protein 1. Gene Ontology annotation, biological process: defense response to other organism. The record is from RefSeq and is a predicted model, not a curated record. Gene Ontology annotation, molecular function: ADP binding; protein binding. The transcript has 7 exons. NCBI's taxonomy places the organism in Eukaryota, Viridiplantae, Streptophyta, Magnoliopsida, Fagales, Betulaceae. The coding region runs from base 151 to 4053 and encodes 1300 amino acids.